AUGGUUCCUGCACAAAAAGUGGGAAGUAUUAUUGGACGAAAAGGCGAAUUCAUCAAGAAAAUGUGUGAGGAGACAGGGGCCCGCAUCAAGAUUCUUGAUGCUCCACCAGGAAUAAUAACAGAAAGAGCUGGACUUACGAGACAACCUUGUUGUCUUGUCUGGAAUGCUUGUCACAUAUCUCAAUGUGUUGGUAGAAAACUUUUUGUUGGAGGCAUUGCUUGGGAGACUUCAGAAGAAUCCUUUAGCAGUAACUUCAGCCAUUAUGGGGAACUUAUGGAUUCUGUGAUAAUGAUGGAUAAAAUUUCUGGGAGACCACGUGGAUUUGGGUUUGUAACAUUUGCUGAUCCUACUGAUGCAGAUAAAGUCUUGGAGCAAGAUCAUGUCAUAGAUGGUAGACUAGUUGAAGUGAAGUGGACAGUUCCAAGAGAGGAUAUGCUGGGUAGUAGAGGUGUAUCAAGAACAAAGAAAAUCUUUGUUGGUGUUAUACCAUUUUCUUUUCGUGUUUUAUUAAAAGUAUGGGCUGUAUUGAAGAUUGGAUUCUUGGAAAAAGGUAUGUUACUACAUGUGUAUUAA
Molecule: messenger RNA, 573 nt
Organism: Lactuca virosa
Lineage: Eukaryota; Viridiplantae; Streptophyta; Magnoliopsida; Asterales; Asteraceae
Source: the annotation of a GenBank genome assembly